Messenger RNA from Histoplasma mississippiense, 303 nucleotides. RefSeq lists its product with no specific name. Bases 1 to 303 code for a protein of 100 amino acids. The record is from RefSeq and is a predicted model, not a curated record. Lineage: Eukaryota; Fungi; Ascomycota; Eurotiomycetes; Onygenales; Ajellomycetaceae. The transcript is spliced from 4 exons.
AUGACCUAUAUUUUAAUUGUGCAAAGCAUAGUCAUAUUGCCCAAAAUUAAGGGGAAAAGUGAAAGACGACGACACUGGAAAAGUCUCAAGAGUUAUGCCAAAGAAAAACCAAAAAGGAGUGACCAAGAUAUUCAAAGAGCCCGCGAGAGCUACUCGACAAUCAGUUAUUAUGAGAACCUUAGCACCCGCAGCCGCAGUGGUUCUCCACCCGCAACUAUUGUAACCAAGAACGAAAUUGUCUCCCCUUCGAGCCGCCUUCCGUUUCAAGACUACGUCACUCGCAUCACGAUCCGCUUCGUGUGA